GCUUUGUCUAAUUCUGGGGUUGGUUGCAUUUUCAAAUUUUGUUGCUCUUGGAUGGAUAGGACAUGUCAAGAGCGAAUGGGAAAACGAAGGCGGAACUUGCUGCCAUGGUAAAGGAGGAGCGUUUGCUGAAAAAGGGCGCACUUUUGAAUGGCAAAGACACGUCAGCAAGCACUGGCCGGGCGGACUCUAUGGCUUCACCCUCAGUCAAGUCUGAAGCAGGGAGGGAUGAGGAGGAGAUGGGUAAUGGAGCAGCAGUUGCCAGCAAAGGUGGGAAUAAAGUCCCAUCUGGUGGUGCUUCCAGCCUUGCUGCUGUGAAAUCUGAGGGGGCACAAGAUGGAGGAAAGAGGGCAAAUGCUGGACCUGGAGAGAUGGAAGCAGCAAGAGGUGCAAUGAAGGUUGGGGCAGUGAAGGAAGGAUCUUCAGAUGGGGGAGGAGGGUCUGCAGGUGCUGGAAGACUGUGUGCAUCUGACAGUCAUGGUCAGAGCAGAAGAAGUCUGGGUGGGAAGAAACCAAAGGCUGCGCAUGAGGAUGUGAAGAUUCAGCUGACUGAUCAAUCUGGGUACAACCCAAAGAGGGAUGAGUUUGAACCUGAGUACGACAAUGAUGCAGAGCUUCCGCUGGCAGAGAUGGAGUUCAGGGACACUGAUACUGAACUGGAAAGGGAGGUGAAACUUACAAUGCUGCAUGUCUAUUGCAAAAGGCUUGAUGAGAGAAAGUGGCGGAAGGAAUUUAUACUCGAAAGAAAGCUUCUGAACAUUAAGAAACAGCAGGCCUUGGAUCGGAAGAGAUCAAAAGAGGAAAGAGAGCUAUGGCAGAGGGCACGAGUUUUUGCGAGGUUUCACAGUCAAGAGGAGCACGAGGCUUUGUUGAAUGGACUCACAGCGGAGAGGCGAAUUCGUCAAAGAAUAGAAGAGCUCCAGGAGAGGGGGAUAUGGAGAGAGGAGGAGGAUGUGGACAGGGGGACGACGAGGAUAGCGAGGACGACGAGGAGUCGUCGAGAUGGGGGAAGAUGGACGGAGGGAAAAGAGGAAGGGCAGGAGGAGAAGGGAGGAGGAGACAUGCAGGAUGAGGAAGGGGAGGAGGAGCAAGACUACAGAUGGCAGAUCCUAUCUAGCCUAAUCUACAAUGUCGCCGAUGACGUCAACAGCUCCCCGAAGUAUGAGCAGAUCUCGCCCAAUGCCGUACGCUUCAAGCACCAGUAUGGAGGAGACGAUGGUGUUGUCAGUGUGGAUGGUGAAGUAUUGCCCGUUGAGGUACGGACGCCAGACUUUGAGGGCGUGGAUCACGGCGAGAAGUUCCUUCUUGUUGGAGGGGAAAUUCAUCCCCGCGAGAAGAAGCUUCUUGCUAGUGAAGGCGAUGGGGUAUUCGCCGGGUGGAGCCUCGGGGUGAGUGGGGGAGUUCUUGAUGGAGGGCGUGUCGGUUGUGUCACGAGGGAAAUGUUGGGACAGUACGGCUCCAAUGGCGAAGUCGAAGGCGUCAAUGCUAUCGUUCCAAGUGAAGGGCUCGUCCUUGCGUGUGAGUUCGUGGAGGGGGUAAGAGGGGCGAUAGUAGUUGGCAAGGCCAAAAAAGGAACGAAGUUGGAGAAGGGUCUUGGGUGGGGGGUAUUCGACGAGGGUUGUGACCUUCGAGGGAUCCAUACGGAUGUCUUCAGCGGAGACAAUGUGGUCGAGGUAUUCGACGCUCGAAGCAGCAAACGUACAUUUGUUGAGCUUGGCGUAGAAUUUUUGCUCUCGGAGGAUCAAGAGGACUAUGCGGACGUGCUGAAGGUGGGACUCGAAGGUGGGGCUGAAGACAAGGAUGUCAUCAAGGUAGACGCCGGCACAGACUUCGAGGGGGUUGUGAAAGAUGUGGUUCAUGGUAGAUUGGAAGGUAGCGGGGGCAUUGGUGAGUUCGAAUGGCAUCAGGAGGAACUCGUAGUGCCAGAACUCAGAACGGAAGGCGGUCUUGUGGGUGUCCUCCUCUCGGAUACGGAUCUGGUGGAAGCCACUGCGGAGGUCGAUCUUGGUAAAGUACUUGGCUCCACGGAGACGAUCAAGGCGCUCGGAAUUCCGAGGCUGGGGGUACUUGUUCUUGAUCGUGAUCCGGUUCAAGGCGCGGUAGUCUGUGCACAUGCGGAGUUCCGAAGUGCCACCUUUCUUGACGAAAAGGCAGCUGGUUCCGAAAGGGGAUGAACUUGGCUUAAUGAACCCUUUUUCAAGGA
Messenger RNA from Chara braunii, 2200 nucleotides. The record is from the annotation of a GenBank genome assembly. Lineage: Eukaryota; Viridiplantae; Streptophyta; Charophyceae; Charales; Characeae.